This is a messenger RNA of Ectocarpus sp. CCAP 1310/34, 806 nucleotides long. Lineage: Eukaryota; Phaeophyceae; Ectocarpales; Ectocarpaceae. The record is from the annotation of a GenBank genome assembly.
AUGCUGGAGGGAUGCAGGUCCAUCGCGUUGAUGUUGCGGCUGUGCGCUGCGAUCUCGAUCGCAAGUGUUCUGGCAGCCCCGCCCCCCCGCGCCCGCCCGCACGAACAGCAAAACGUCAAGGCCGUCAAGAUGUGGCGAGGAAGAGUAGUAAAUGGUAACGUUCUCGAGAGCGACGGGUGCUGGUUAACGCUCGUAUCACGAUCGACAAGCGACAAAAGAAUUCGCCCCCAGCGCCCGCCAAGGCACCACCGCUCCGUUGCGGUGUAAACGACGCCACCGACGAAAUAACGGCUAGAUGUGGUGUGUUUCUGGUGCCGCGGAGCAGGUAUGUCCAGAAAUGGAGGGCCAUCGUCGUUUUGUCAUCGAAAAUUGGGCACUGCUUGUAGGUCUUUUGACCGCACCGUUUCUCGUGUGUUGUCAUUGAUGCCCACGUAACUCGGCUGGGUCGCGAAAUCUCCCUCCCUCCCUAGCAGGUGUCCGGUGGAGUACGAGGCCACCACUGAGCCGUCUCGUGCACACAGGGCGGUAGCGGGGGUGCUGGGCGGCAAGAGGGUGCGAUUUCGGGGGUAUGCAUGGUGGCGAACUAUGAGAACAACCUCCGGGCAUUGACAAUCCGUCGGGAAUUCGGUUCUGUUGAUUGAAAAACACGGAAGAGGGGAUGGUCUACUGGACAACGUCCAGAAAUAUUUGCUGAGUGUGAGGAGGCAUCAGCAUCGAUCCCCCCAGGUUGUGGUCGUGUCAGUGCCCAUAUGCCGUGUCGCACUAGCGUGUCAAGCGUCUGUGUGGAAUUCCCUACACGGUAUACC